CCGCCCGCCCGCCAGCGGCCGCACGCACGGCUCAAGUUUCCCUGGCAACUUUCGCCCGGGAAUCCCUCCCGAGAGCGAGCCCCGGUCCCGCGGGCGUCCGAUCGCCGGCUCCGCCGUCCCUGAAGGCCCGGAGACUUGGGGGGGCCGCCCUCGCGCACCUCGGGGGCCCCGGCGGAAGCAGCGCUCCCCCCCGGCCCGGCGCAGCUGCUGAAUCUUUGAUGAGACUGGUCCGGAGGAGACAAGACAGCUUCGGAGCCAUGCCGCGGAGUCCCACGUCCAGCGAAGAUGAGAUGGCCCAGAGCUUUUCCGAUUAUUCGAUGGAGUCCGAGUCGGACAGCUCCAAAGAGGAAACCAUCUAUGACACCAUCCGGGCGACCUCGGAGAAGCCCACGGUCAAGAUGGAGGAGAGCCAGGACAACACUCUGGUCAUCCGCGUCAUCAUCCAGGACCUGCAGCAGACGAAAUGCAUCCGAUUUAACCCAGAUGCUUCUGUGUGGGUGGCAAAGCAGCGGAUUCUGUGCACCUUGAACCAGAGUCUCAAGGAUGUUCUCAACUACGGGCUCUUCCAACCUGCCAGCAAUGGGAGAGACGGGAAGUUCUUGGACGAGGAGCGCCUCCUCCGGGAGUACCCACAGCACGUGCCCAAAGGAAUCCCUUCUCUGGAGUUCCGGUAUAAAAGGCGGGUGUACAAGCAGGCGAAUCUGGAUGAGAAGCAGCUAGCCAAGCUCCAUACCAAGACAAACCUGAGGAAAUGCAUGGACCACAUCCAGCAUCACUCGGUGGAGAAGGUCUCCAAGAUGCUGGAGAGGGGCCUGGAUCCCAACUUCCACGACACGGACACAGGAGAAACGCCGCUGACUCUAGCAGCCCAGCUCGACAACUCCGUGGAGGUGAUCAAAGCACUGAAAAACGGAGGCGCCCACCUGGAUUUCCGAGCCAAGGACGGAAUGACCGCCCUCCACAAAGCUGCCCGAGCCAAGAACCAGGUGGCCCUCAAGACCCUGCUGGAGCUCGGGGCCUCUCCGGACUACAAGGACAGCUACGGCCUCACGCCCCUCUACCACACAGCCGUCGUCGGAGGCGACCCCUACUGCUGCGAGCUGCUGCUCCACGAGCACGCCACAGUCGGCUGCAAGGACGAGAACGGCUGGCACGAGAUCCACCAGGCCUGUCGCUACGGCCACGUCCACCACCUUGAGCACUUGCUGUUCUACGGAGCCGACAUGGGGGCCCAGAAUGCCUCCGGGAACACCGCCCUGCACAUCUGUGCCCUUUACAACCAGGACAGCUGUGCUCGAGUUUUGCUGUUCCGCGGAGGCAACAAGGAAUUAAAGAAUUACAAUAGCCAGACGCCAUUCCAGGUGGCGAUAAUCGCAGGAAACUUUGAGCUGGCCGAGUACAUUAAGAACCACAAGGAAACAGAUAUUGUGCCAUUCAGAGAGGCCCCGACGUACUCGAACCGGCGGCGGAGACCCCCGAGCACGCUGGCGGCCCCCCGCGUCCUGCUGCGCUCCAACAGCGACAACAACCUCAACGUGAACAAUCUUCCCGAGUGGUCCGUGUGCUCCUCGGCCUCCUCACACCGCAGCCUUUCGCCCCAGCUCCUGCAGCAGAUGCAGGGCAACCCAAAUGGCACAGUGAAAACCAUCGGGAGCUACACGCCGGGGCCGCGCAGCCGCUCCCCGUCACUGAACCGGCUCGGGGAAGAUGCCAGGAGGCAGCAGCAAGUCCCGCCCGCGCCGCAGCGGCACAUCAGCGCCGGCUUCGCUCCGGGUGCCGCCAAGGAUGCCAUGUCCGCCUUUGACUAUCCGGGUCCCAAGCGCAAGCUCUACAGCGCUGUGCCCGGGAGACUGUUUGUUGUCGUAAAGCCAUAUCAACCUCAAGUCGAUGGAGAGAUCCACCUUCACCGGGGGGACAGGGUCAAAGUGCUGAGCAUCGGGGAAGGCGGCUUCUGGGAAGGCAGCACGCGGGGACACAUCGGGUGGUUUCCUGCCGAUUGUGUGGAGGAAGUCCAGUGCAAACCGAAUGAGAGCAAACCAGAGACUCGCACUGACCGCACCAAGAAGCUCUUCCGACACUACACGGUGGGCUCCUAUGACAGCUUCGACGCCUCCAGUGACUGCAUUAUCGAGGAGAAGACCGUGGUCCUGCAGAAGAAAGACAAUGAGGGCUUCGGCUUCGUGCUGCGCGGGGCGAAAGCUGACACCCCGAUCGAAGAGUUCACCCCGACGCCGGCGUUCCCUGCCCUGCAGUACCUGGAGUCUGUGGAUGAAGGAGGAGUGGCGUGGCAGGCGGGCCUGAGAACGGGGGACUUCCUCAUCGAGGUAAACAAUGAGAACGUUGUCAAAGUCGGUCACAGACAGGUGGUGAACAUGAUCCGCCAAGGUGGGAACCACUUAAUCCUCAAGGUUGUCACGGUAACCAGAAACCUCGAUCCUGAUGACACAGCCAGGAAAAAAGCCCCUCCGCCUCCCAAGCGAGCGCCGACCACAGCCCUGACCUUGCGGUCUAAAUCUAUGACCUCCGAGCUGGAAGAGCUUGUGGACAAAGCUUCAGUUCGGAAGAAGAAGGAUAAAGUCGACGAGGUCGUUCCAGCUGCGCUUCAUCGAGGACGCAGGAGAAGCCCCCCCCACUCUACCACUGGGAUUCCCCGUCCUUGUUUGAAGAGGAGAAAUCUCGCCUUCCAGCUCAGAGAGGCUGGGGUCCCAUGCCUAAGCUCCGAGCCCACGGGGGCCCCUCAGAACACAGACCCGGGCCGACCAGCCCUGGACCACGCUCUUCUUUCUCCUGCCCAGUCUAAGGGCCCCUGGAACCUAACCCAUGUGCUCUUUGCUUUACAGUCCAUUUACGAGCGGCAGGGAAUCGCUGUGAUGACCCCCACGGUCCCCGGAAGUCCAAAGGCCCCGUUCCUGGGCAUCCCUCGAGGUACGAUGAGAAGGCAGAAAUCAAUAGACAGCAGAAUCUUUCUCUCAGGAAUAACGGAGGAAGAGCGCCAGUUCCUGGCCCCCCCCAUGCUCAAGUUCACCAGAAGCCUCUCCAUGCCCGACACCUCCGAAGACAUCCCUCCUCCGCCACAGUCCCUGCCUCCUUCGCCGCCGCCACCCUCCCCCACCGCCUACAAUUCUCCCAAGUCCCCGACGGCCAGAGCCUACGGGACCAUCAAGCCCCCCUUCAACCAGAAUUCGGUGCCCAAGGUCUCCCCCUCCCCUCGGCCGGAGACCAUCGGCACGGUGAUGCGGGAGAAGGGCCUGUACUACAGGCGGGAGCUGGACCGCUACUCCCUGGACUCGGAGGAUCUCUACGGCCGCAACGCCGCCGCCCAGGCCAACUUCCGGGCCAAACGGGGCCAGAUGCCGGAGAACCCCUACUCGGAGGUAGGCAAGAUCGCAAGCAAGGCCGUGUACGUGCCCGCCAAGCCGGCCCGGAGGAAGGGGAUGCUGGUGAAGCAGUCCAACGUGGAGGACAGCCCCGAGAAGACCUGCUCCAUCCCCAUCCCCACCAUCAUCGUCAAGGAGCCGUCCACGAGCAGCAGCGGCAAGAGCAGCCAGGGGAGCAGCAUGGAGAUCGACGCUCAGGCCGGCGAGCCCCCCGGGCAGCUGCGGCCGGACGACAGCCUGGGCGUCAGCAGCCCCUUCGCCGCGGCCAUUGCCGGGGCCGUGCGGGACAGGGAGAAGAGGCUCGAGGCCAGGCGGAACUCCCCGGCCUUCCUCUCCACAGACCUGGGGGAUGAGGACGUGGGGCUGGGCCCGGGGCCGCCCGUGCCCAGGGCCAGGCCUUCCAAGUUCCCGGAGGACGAGGUGUUCGGCAGCGAGGACGGCCUGGGCCAGCCGCCGUCGCCCACGCCAGGGGAGCCUGAGAACCACCCGGGCGGCGGCGAGGCCGGGAGUCAGAGCGACCUGGACGGCGCCAGGACCUUGAACUCGGUCCCCAAAGCCAAAGGGCCCGAGAACAGCACGGCACCAGCUGCCAAGGGCGGGAGCGUGGCGGGCCCCGAGAACUACGUCCACCCCCUCACCGGGAGGCUUCUGGACCCCAACUCCCCGCUGGCCCUGGCCCUCUCAGCCCGGGACCGAGCCCUGAAGGAGACGCAGCAGGGGGGCGGCAAGGGGGAGGCGACCAAGGCGGACCUAAACAAGCCGCUCUACAUCGACACCAAAAUGCGUCCCGGCAUGGAGCCGGCCUUCCCCUCGAUGGGCCGGCCAGGCGCGCGGGGCCCGCUGCGGAGGCAGGAGACGGAGAACAAGUACGAGCUGGAUAAGGACAAGAGGGGCGACGAGAAGAAGAACAUGCUCAUCAGCAUCGUGGACACCUCCCAGCAGAAGACGGCCGGCCUGCUCAUGGUGCACACCGUGGACGCCGCCAAGGCCGAGGACUCCCCCGAGGAGGAAGAGGAGAGGGCCGACGGCGGCGCCGAGCCCGGGAGCUCCCCCCCGGAGGUGCCCGAGAGUGUUCCCGAAACCGAAGGUGCUUUACAGGUCGCUGCCGCCGGCCCCACCAAGGGGAUGGCGGCGGCGGGCUCCGUGGACGAGCCUGUGGUCUUGCCCUUCCGGAUCCCGCCCCCUCCGCUGGCCUCCGUGGAUCUCGACGAAGAUUUUAUUUUUACGGAACCGUUGCCUCCGCCCCUCGAGUUUGCAAACAGUUUUGAUAUCCCUGACGACCGGGCCGCGCCCACCCCCCCUCCCCCCGACCCGGGGAAGCCGAGGAAAGACUCCUCCCCGUCCCCCCCCCUCGCCCCCGGCCCACCCGCCAACUCCGUGGACGGGAAGAAGCCGGCGGGCCUCUCAAACUGUCUGCCGGCCGCGUUCCUGCCGCCCCCCGAGAGCUUCGACAACGUGGCCGACUCCGGGAUCGAGGAGGUGGACAGCCGGAGCAGCAGCGACCACCACCUCGAGACCACCAGCACUAUCUCCACCGUGUCCAGCAUCUCCACCCUGUCCUCGGAGGGCGGGGAGCCCCUGGACACGUGCACGGUCUAUGCAGAUGGGCAGGCGUUUAUGGUCGACAAGCCCCCCGUGCCUCCGAAGCCAAAAAUGAAGCCCGUGAUCACCAAAAGCAACGCGCCCCCCAGAGAGGCCCUGGCGGAGGAGAGCGCCGACGGCUUUGGGCUGGCCCUGCCCGUGCAGGCCCCGCCCCUGCCGCCCGCGGGGACCGCCAAGGCCCUCCAGCCAAGGACCUCCAAGCUGUGGGGGGACAUCCCCGAGGUCAAAAGCCCCAUUCUCUCAGGCCCCAAGGCGAACGUCAUUAGCGAAUUGAAUUCAAUCCUGCAGCAAAUGAACCGAGAGAAAUCCACGAAACCCGGGGAGGGAUUGGAUUCACCGACAGGAACCAAAACCGCCAGCCUCAGUACGAGGAGCACGGACGUCAUGAGCACCGUCUCAGGGACGCGGAGCACGACGGUCACCUUCACCGUCCGCCCUGGCACCACCCAGCCCAUCACCCUGCAGAGCCGGCCCCCGGACUACGACGGCAGGACCGCCGUCACGAGACGUGCCCCGAGCCCCGUGGUGUCCCCCACGGAGAUCGCCAAGGAGGCCCUGGCCGCCCCCCUGACGGCCGUCUCCGCUGCGGCCCCUUCGCCCACCCUGCCCGAGGUUUUUAGCCUUCCGAGCCAGCCAUCUCCCGGGGACUUGUUUGGCUUGAGCGCAGCAGCGCGCAGCAGGUCCCCGUCUCCCUCGAUACUGCAACAGCCAAUCUCAAAUAAGCCUUUUACAACUAAACCUGUCCACCUGUGGACCAAGCCCGACGUGGCUGAUUGGCUGGAAAGCUUAAACUUGGGUGAGCAUAAAGAGACCUUCAUGGACAAUGAGAUCGACGGCAGUCACUUACCAAACCUCCAGAAGGAAGACCUCAUAGACCUCGGAGUGACUCGGGUCGGCCACCGGAUGAACAUCGAGAGAGCGCUGAAGCAGCUGCUGGACAGAUAAGGACGCCCGCUCCUUCCGCCUUCAUGGACUUCUGCUUAUAAGUAGAGAUGGGCUUGCACUGCAACCGCCGAGGCCUCCUGGGCCUGAGCCCCCACCACCCCCGGCUCUGUCCACCUCCUGUCGCCCAAAGAAAGUCCGAGCGCGUCUCGGAGCCCAGGUCCACCAGCCCCCCACGCCUGGCCCGAUGCUCACCUGGCGGCCGGCCAGGCCGGGCCCGGGCACCGGCACCACUCCCUUCAGUCGAGGGGAAGAAGGGAAAGGGGGUUAAAACGGGUUUCCAGCCUGCCCCCCCCAACUCUGGGGGCAAGUGACCUCCCUUGCUCCUCCCAGGCCCAGAAGCCGGCCCCGCGAGGGGCUUGGCCGGUUGCCUCCCAAGCUGCUCCUCCCUUGGUUCUGACUGGCCCCUGACCCUCCCGGUCCCAGCACCGGCUCCCACUCAUUCCCCCUCCCCUUUCUCAGUGUGUACAUGCUCACUUACUUCCUUGUUUUUGAGCGGUUUGCUUGCAAUAGAACCAGACCCGGAGCUCGCUUGCUCUCUCUCAGACGCUGUCUGGGGCUCCCCAGACCCCCUGCAGAGUCUCCUCCCUGGGGCUGUAGCCAUAGCUGUCAGGCAGAGGGUGGAGUCUCUCCCCCAGAUCGGGCCCUGCUUGGUCACCUUUAUUUCUUGAUUUCUGCAAAUAAAUCUAUUUCGCAUAUUUCCCAGGUGGCCGACCCAGGCCACGUGGACUAGGCAAAGCACACAGCCGCAAUUGGGAGACGGAAGGGGAGAGUCACGCCGGGAGCCGAGCGGGCCCCAAGCCGCCUCUGCGCCAGACCCAGGGCGUCCCAUCGGGAAGCUGGCCGAGCCAACAGGAGGUCCCCUCCCCUCCCCUUUCUGCUCUCGAGCCUUUGUUUUGUCUUUAGACCCCAUUGAGGUGGAAGGAGGUGAGCAUGUACCUUGACCCAAGGACAAUCAAAAAAAAUGAGGUGAACCAGGGGCCACGUGGUGCUACCUGGACCGCGGAGUCUUUGUCGGGAGCUGGUCCGGGGCUCCAGGAUCCCCGUCCUGAGCCCCCGCAAGGUUGAGGAGUCAUGCUAGGACAGCCCCGUGGCUGUCUAGGGCCCGGGAGAGCAGCUCGCUGAGAGGUCUCCCGUCCUCUUUGGACCUCAGGGAAUCAGCUUCCUGAGAAGCGGCGCUGUGAGAGGGCAGAAGGUGGACAGGACCCGGGGUGGAGAGGAGGAGCCGAGUCGUGAGUGGGGAUUGAAGGAGCAGAAAUGGAGGCAUCGGAAUGGGGGCAUCUCCAAGGGGCUAGGAAAGAUGCUGGUCACUUAGGAACGGAGGGAGAUCACCCUGACUGCCAACUUUUCUAGAUCCUCUUCCAUGUCUCUCUCUCCUGCCCCUCACUUCCCUGACUCUUCACAGGCCCCCAAAAUUUCCUCCCCCAGUAACAGGCCCUCUCAUCCCCAAGGGAGGUUGUCCACUGCCCACAGCUAGCCAGUGUCCUGCCAGGCUUCCAGCGUAUCCACUCUCGAAUCUGGAAGUGGCCCAAAUGUUCGGUUUUGCUUUUUUCUUUUUUUUAAUUUUCUACUCCAGAUUAGCCCAGCCCAUCUCUAGUUAUAAAACAAGACUUUUUUUUUCCUUUUUCUUUCUUUUUAUUACUUUUGCUCACAAUCAAGUGUCUGAUUAGGUCUGCAGCAGCCCUCGAAUGAGAACAGCAAAUUUACCAAUUUAAUUCUUUCUUUACUGCAAGUUUAAAUAGUUGUAUAGAUAGUUUAUAAGCACAAUAUUUUAAGAGAAAAAAAACAGUGGCUGGUCUACUAGGCAGCCUUUGUGCUAGGAAGUUAAAGAAAACAAACUUUGGUGAUUUAAUACUAAUAAUACUAUUUCUGUGGAAUAAUUCUAAAGAGUAUGACCUUUUUAAAUCAACCUUAUUUGGAUGCGUCUGAACCAGCAGAGCUGUGUUACGUUUUCUAUCUUUGCUAGAACUUCAUCACCGAAGGACAAAUGUUUCUUCAAAAGCGGUCCCCGAUUCACCGAGCGGCGGUCAGCCGAUCGGGCGCUCCCCAGUCCCAAAGCCAACAAAAAGCCACUCCUCUCCAGUCCCCUCCCCGCCCUCCUUUCCAUCCACCGCACCCCCAACUCUGGAAAACCAAUCUUUCUUUUGACUUUGCCUCUGUUCUGAUCCCCUUUGCAGGUCAAUCUUUGUAUUUGGAAGUUCCAACCUAACUUGUAAUAAAAAUAAUGCAUUCAGGCAUUUUCCUUCAGAGUACUUUCGAUUUUUCCAGAGGGAGACGAACAUUGCUGUAGAGGAACUUGGAGACUCGAGGCAGUUAGCGGAGGUGCCACAAUAUUUCAGAAUGUGUAAAAAACAAUAAUGGUACUUUAGCCAUCAUUUGUCUUCCAUUUGAUGAGAUGACAGAAUUCAGUCAAUAAACCACUAGCCAUCAGGCUCUUUUCCUUCCUUUGCUUUCCGCUGGUGUUGCCUCCGCGCACUGUGUCAGGUCCAACAUGAGCCCAGACGUAGGAGAGGGACUCGGCCAGGUGACUCGCAGGCCGCCGCUGUUUAAUCCCACCUUGGUUUAAUUUAGGUUUCUUGAGUUGUGGCCUCCGCCGGUGGGGACCCUUUUGUCCCACACCCGUGGACCUUUGCAGACACUUAACAGCCUCCAUGUGGGGUCAGCAGUCGAAAGCAGAUGGAAACAUUAAAGAGCUACUGAAAUAGUUUAUUUUUACAUUAUGUCUUACAGUAUCAGAGUAAUGGGGCUGCCCAAGGGCCUGCUUUGACCAAUAAAAUACUUGUUUGCCAAGACAAAUCCGUCUAGCUCUGUUUGAUGAGUUUGCUCCCCUCAGCAAUAGCUCCUAGCUCAGAGAGCUCCCCUCCUCCUCUUCCUCCUCCCCCUGCUUGGGGAACAUCAGGCCUAGGUCUUAUUCAUGAUCCUCUUUACCAGUGGAACCGAGUGUUAAAUACCGGGUCUACUCAAAGAGACAUGUGAACUGUGGUCCUCUAGGUUUUAGGAUAAACUUUUGCUAUAUACUGUACUUUAAAUAAACUGUAUUUAAUGCCUAUUUUCUUUCUGUAAUAUUUGUAUAUAUGAGACCAACCUCCCGAGAUGUACGUCACACACUGCAUCCGGGCCACCUCUACCUAAGCAUCUGGACAUGUUUUGGGCUGACUCCUAGGUCACGAUGAUGACGACUAGAUGUGACUUAUGGUUAUAGAUCUUAAAUGUCACAAAAUGAAUUCGCUACUUGUGGAACUUCAGUUCAUGAAAGAAUGAUUUAUUUGGGUGAUUUUCCCACUCCCAAGUCCCCUAGGAGCCCAGCCAGAUGGGCGCACUUUAUUCUGUCCGUCCAGCAGGGAUGGUCGUCUGAGCCUGGAUGGGGACGGCUUCCCAUUAACAUCCUUUCUUUCCUUCUUAGUACCCGGUUCUUGAUGCCUGGCCCCAAGCCCCAUCCUGUAUUUUCUCUGUGACUGCUCUGGACGUUUUUUAUUUUUCUAAGUCAGAGUAGAGCAAGCCAUCCCUGGGUAGCACAUUCUUUCCCUCAUCUUUUUUUUUUUUUUUUUUGUACUCAUGUGGCAACCGAAAUGACCGUCCAGAACAAACGCCUUCUUGCAGGAAGGCAGGGGGUCUGAUUGCAAACAGAAGAACUUGUCUGGAUGCAUCACAGCAGAAAGUGACAACCUCACAUAGAGUGGGGCUUGAUGCUGCAGAGAAAGGGUCCCCUCCUUACAGCCGGAGAGAUGGUAGUGGGUUCCCAAGGACUAAAAGACUCAUUCCAUUUGAUCAGUCUGCCUCUGUUUUCUUGACAAUAUGGAAAACAAGGGUGCUGAAUUUUGGAUUUAUGUUCAGAAAAACUGAAGUGUCAUCCUCUGUGGCCACAGAACUUUUGUACGGGAGGGAAGGUUGCUCCACUUGAAUUUUAAAUUGUGGGGUGAUGGAAGACAGUAUGGAAGUUCUUUUGGUUUCAAGGAGGAGGUUAGCCACUUGCCACCAUUUCCCCUGCCCUAACAGCUUCUCCCGUCUGAUGCACACUCCUGUCUCUUGACCUUCCAGUCGUUUGGAGAGACUGCACCAGAGUGGAGAGUUAGCUAGUAAUGGAAAACCAAAGGGUUUGGACAAUCAGGUGGUCCAGGAGCUGUGAGGGUUUGUCCCUCUGGGACACUCCAGGAUGUUCAUCUACCCUUCCCUUUUCUGAGGAAGCCAGCUUUCUUUUUAAACCCUGGAAGCCCUUCUCACCAAGACCUCGUGGUUUUGGUCACUGGAGCAGUCUAGCUUCUCAUGACCCCUGAAACAGCAGCCCUAUAAUUACCUUUGGUUGUCCCCCACGGGGGACCCUUGGGCUCCUUGUAUGUUUUUUGUGAAGAGUUCUGCCCUUCCCUCAUCCCAGGGCUACCCAGGUCUGUCUCAUUGAAACUGUUUGUGGCCUUCUUUGUUUUCCAUUUGGACUAUAUUUGGGGCAUUUAAAACCUAGAAAAACUUGAGCAUCUUCCCACAACCGGGACUAUCCGUUUAUCUGUGUUAAGCCCUUUGCAAAAAAACAAAACCAAGUCAAGACAGUGCUGGCCAGGCAGUCCCAGCAAGCCACGCCUCCAGACCUGUGCGGAGGGGGGAGCCACGCGGCCUCCAGGUUUGCUUGGGACUCUGACCGAGAGCAUCCCUUCGAGCCGGUGGCACGCCAAAGCUCCCCGGGCUUUCUCGUUCACUCGCUGUGUUAAUGUGUUUCUGCAUUUCACCCUUUCUCACUUUGCAGCCAAAACCACAACCAACCAGUAUCUGAUGCUACUAAUUGGAAACUCUGUUCAUCAGAAUUCUGAUCCUUGGCUAUGAGCUUUCAAAUAAAUAUGGAAAAGAAAAAAAUUAAGGAAAACCAAAAAGUGUGUGCCUUGGGUGUUUUGAGACUUGGUCUGCAGAAAACCCCCCACUGUGUUCCAAUACUCUCUGUGGAAUGGAAGGAUGGCUUCCUCAUCAGUGUAUUCCAGUAGCCGGGACCUAGCUUUAGUGCCUUGUUUUCUGAACUAAGGAGUCCGC
Molecule: messenger RNA, 10934 nt
Organism: Sarcophilus harrisii (Tasmanian devil)
Lineage: Eukaryota; Metazoa; Chordata; Mammalia; Dasyuromorphia; Dasyuridae
Gene: SHANK2
Product: SH3 and multiple ankyrin repeat domains 2
Exons: 25
Coding region: 219-5924 (1901 amino acids)
Cellular component (GO): dendritic spine; postsynaptic density; postsynaptic membrane
Molecular function (GO): ionotropic glutamate receptor binding; synaptic receptor adaptor activity
Source: RefSeq, a predicted model, not a curated record